Molecule: messenger RNA, 1441 nt
Organism: Ipomoea triloba (trilobed morning glory)
Lineage: Eukaryota; Viridiplantae; Streptophyta; Magnoliopsida; Solanales; Convolvulaceae
Product: FCS-Like Zinc finger 8-like
Exons: 3
Coding region: 297-1133 (278 amino acids)
Source: RefSeq, a predicted model, not a curated record
ACUUCUUCAUUUCCAUUUUAACAUUUUUCUCUUUCUUAAUUUCUGGGUUUCUCUCUCUCUCUCUCCCUUUCUCUCUGUAAUUUUUUUUUUGAUGAUUUGAUGAAGAGCUCGAGGAGUUUAGGAAUGGAAGCUACAGAGUUUUAGUAGCAUUUUCUUUCUGCUUUUCUGGGGAUUUAAUUUCUGACUGAAAAAAGCUAGCUUUUUUAUUUUUGGGUUAAAGGGUGGACUUUUUUGUGGUUUUCUUGGUCUUUUAUGGAGGCUUCAUUUGUGGGUUAUGGUUUUGAUUGAAUUUUGUAAUGCUGAGGAGCAGAUCGAGAAAAGCAGUGAGCAGAAAGAAGCAAGGAUUCAUGGCGGCUGAGCAGCAGAUAUGUGUACCCGCGUCUUCCCCGACCCAGAGCCCGAAAAAGCCCGUUUCGUCGUUCUUGGGUUCUCCGAGGAUCUUUAAUGGGCUUUUGGGGAGGACUCUGUCAGGAUCGGAGAACGGCGGGGGCGGGAUGAGCAUAAGCCCGACUUCCAUUUUGGGCCAUCCUUUGGGGUAUGAGAGAAGCCCGAGCCCGACUCGGAACACCAGCCCACUGCCCGAAUCCUUGGGAGUCGGGCUGGCAAUCAUUGACUCGUCUCCCGAAAACCGGAGUGUUCUGUUCGGGUCAAAGCUGAGAGUCCAAAUCCCGUCUCUGAUAUCUCCGGUGGAGUCCCCGAAGUCUCCGGCGGAUUUCGGGAUCAAGACUCCCCGGAAUCCGCCAUUGCUGAGCUUUUCCGCUCAGCCCAAAGAGUCCCCGCCGGUGGAGAAUCUCUCCCUGAGCGAGAUGGAGCUCUCGGAGGACUACACGUGCGUGAUCACCCACGGCCCGAACCCGAAAACCACACACAUAUUCGAUAAUUGCGUGGUAGAGAGUUGCUGUGGUGUGAUGAAGCUUUCAGAAGUGAGAAGGGAGAAUUCUUCUUCUUCAUCAUCAUCUUCCCCUGCAACCUCUCCUUCACUGAGUUUUCUGAGGUUCUGCCAUGGCUGUGAGGUCAAUCUUGGAGGUGGAAAAGAUAUCUACAUGUAUAGGGGGGAGAGAGCGUUUUGCAGCGAAGAAUGCCGCAGCCAAGAGAUGGGUUUGGAGAUUGAAGGAAAGAAGAAUGGCCUCUGAGAGGAUACAAGAAGAAGGCAAGCCUAAAUGAUAGAUUUUGGCUACAGAGGGGAUUUGGAUUUAGCAUCUUUUAAAGUUUAGAUGCUGUUUUUUAAGCUUUUUCCAAGAUUUGACUUGUGAGCGAGCAGUGAUCAGCCGAAAGAUGAAAUGACGCUGAUCAAGAAUUGCACCAUUUAGUGAUAUUUAUGAAAUAUAUAAUAAUGUUAUUAUUGUUUUCAAGUUUCAGUCUAUAUUGUAUUCCCUGCUGCAUAUAUUUAGGUGAUGUGAAGCCUCCUUUAAUGAAACUGUUUGAUUUGUUUAUUAUUUUA